This is a messenger RNA of Chroicocephalus ridibundus (black-headed gull), 1173 nucleotides long. RefSeq names its product chromosome transmission fidelity factor 8 (gene CHTF8). Gene Ontology annotation, cellular component: Ctf18 RFC-like complex. NCBI's taxonomy places the organism in Eukaryota, Metazoa, Chordata, Aves, Charadriiformes, Laridae. The coding region runs from base 93 to 446 and encodes 117 amino acids. The record is from RefSeq and is a predicted model, not a curated record. The transcript is spliced from 4 exons. Gene Ontology annotation, biological process: mitotic sister chromatid cohesion.
GGUCCGACCGGAAGCGGAAGCAGAAGCGCGGCGCGGCGGGAGAUUCGGGCGCUGCGGGGAGGCGGCUGCGGCCCGUCCGUGGGGCCCGGAGUAUGGUGCAGAUCGUCAUCUCCAGCGAGGGUGCUGGAGGUCUGGCACAGUGGGUGCUGGUGGAGCUGCAGGGCGAGGUUGAGCCCCGGCAGAGCGGUGGGCUGGCAGGGAGCCUCCUGGGAGACCUGCACUACACCCGCGAGGGGGUCCCUGUGCUCAUCGUGGGCCAUCACAUCCUCUACGGGAAGGUGGUGCAGCUGGAGAAGCCCUUUGCCGUCCUGGUGAAGCGGGGAGCUGGAGAGACUGGCCCUGCAGGGCCGCACACACACUACACCGUCACCGCCCUCAUCAAAACCAAGCUCCUCUUCAAAACCCGCCCCAAGCCCAUCAUCACCAAUGUGCCCAAGAAAGUGUGAGGACUCGGGCUGGCGGCCGUAAGCUCCGCUCUGCUGCCGGGCAGCCCUGGGUGGGGCUUGUGGAGAUCCAGGGUCAGCCUGGCCUUGUCCCUGCUCUGGCCGGAGGGCUCCAGGGCCAGCUUGGGGUGCUGGGUCCCAUGUUCAGGCACCCAAAGCCCUUCCUGUGUCACUGUUUUCUCCCGUAAUGACUCCCCAUUUCUGAGAGCUGCUGAGCUCUGGGGCACAUCCCAGGUGAGAUGAGUCCUGGUGGGCAGUGACCUCCUCUGAGCCUGGGCAGAGCUGUCCUGUGCUGGGGGCUGCUCUCACUGCCCAGACUCGUCAGUUCCCAGUGUGCUGCUGUCUCUGCCUGUCCCCCCGCCUGCAGCCAGGACCCACAGUGGUGCCAGCACACAGAUUGUUCUCCCUGCCACUAUAUGUCCCCCUCAGAAAGCACCCCUGCAGCUGUGGGGGCAGCUGGUGCUGGCAGAGUCUGACCCCCUGUCUGGGCAUGGGCUUCCCCCCACGGUGUUGGCACAGGGGGACCAGGGCCACCAGCCUCUUCUCCACACGCUGCCUUUUCUCUGUGCAAGUCUUUAUUUUUGACAAAUCCAUCAGGAUAUAAAAACAGACUUUUCCAAAAUAUGCAAAAAAACCCGCAGGUUAAAAAAUAAAUAGAUUUACAAACAAUUAGCAAUAAGUAUGAAUACCAAAGAGCUACAAAAGUCUUCUAAAAAACCUCGUAUUAAAU